CGCUAGCGUGCCAUCUCUAGAAAAUCAAGCAAAGAAGGAAGCCGCAUUUUUGCGACAAUAAACGCAAAAAAGCAACUAAGGAGCGAAAUAAAAAGACUUUAACUGCAUUUAACAAGCCAUAAGUUCAAUCAGACAUGGCUCUUGUGAAACCUAAGUCGGAACUGACUCCGGAGGAGCUGGCCCGCCAGGAGGAGGAGGAGUUCAACACCGGGCCGCUGUCCGUGCUCACGCAAUCCGUGAAGAACAACACCCAGGUGCUCAUCAACUGCCGCAACAACAAGAAGCUCCUCGGCAGGGUCAAGGCCUUCGAUCGCCACUGCAACAUGGUCCUGGAAAACGUCAAGGAAAUGUGGACGGAGCUGCCGCGCACCGGAAAGGGAAAGAAGAAGGUGAAGCCCGUGAACAAGGACCGCUUCAUUUCGAAGAUGUUCCUGCGCGGCGACUCCGUGAUCCUGGUGCUCAGAAACCCCCUGGCCACGGCGGCCGGGAAAUAGUCUACCAUAGCGAUAGCGUACAGUAACCAAUAGCCACCAACUACAGUCAAUAAAUUCAAAAAUCGAUUAACUUUAUCAAGAAA
This is a messenger RNA of Drosophila takahashii, 577 nucleotides long. RefSeq names its product small ribonucleoprotein particle protein SmD2 (gene SmD2). Gene Ontology annotation, biological process: RNA splicing; spliceosomal snRNP assembly. The record is from RefSeq and is a predicted model, not a curated record. NCBI's taxonomy places the organism in Eukaryota, Metazoa, Arthropoda, Insecta, Diptera, Drosophilidae. Gene Ontology annotation, molecular function: RNA binding. Gene Ontology annotation, cellular component: U1 snRNP; precatalytic spliceosome; catalytic step 2 spliceosome.